Molecule: messenger RNA, 255 nt
Organism: Puccinia triticina
Lineage: Eukaryota; Fungi; Basidiomycota; Pucciniomycetes; Pucciniales; Pucciniaceae
Exons: 1
Coding region: 1-255 (84 amino acids)
Source: RefSeq, a predicted model, not a curated record
AUGGGUGAUCAGGCCAAAUCUAACGAACUCAAAGAGAAGAUGACCGAGCUCCAAAUUGAAAAUCAAUCACUCAAGUCCAAGAUUGAGCUCAUGCAGAUGAUGUCCUCUAAUCAUCUUUUCAGCUCCCAGCCAGUUCCUUUCGGCCGCAUGAACUAUCAAGGAAGCAAUGCCCAUAAUGGUUUACCCACUGCAAACUCCUCCACUAGUUACCCAAUGAGUGAACUUGACCCAACUCUCCAAAUGCAAACAGAAUGA